Molecule: messenger RNA, 1338 nt
Organism: Rotaria sp. Silwood2
Lineage: Eukaryota; Metazoa; Rotifera; Eurotatoria; Philodinida; Philodinidae
Source: the annotation of a GenBank genome assembly
AUGUCAAUUUUGGAUGAAUAUGAUAAAAAUUUAACAAGUCUUGCGUAUAUAACAUCGUUAGCUGAAUUUCAAACACAUUUACAUUUGAAUGAUUCAAGUAAAAGAAGUACAACGGAUAAAUAUUAUGAACUUUAUCGUUCUUGUCUGAAAACAGUAGCUAUUGUUGCACGACAUUUUCAAUUUUUAAUAAAUAAUAACCAUACUUCAUUACGUUGGUUAUUAUUACGUACACAAGCUAUUGGUGAAGCUGGAGAAAAUAAUACUGUUAUUAAACUUGAAGUACAAAAAUUACGAUCUCGUAUGAAAGAAAUUUAUCAUCGAAAAUUUAUUUGGAAUAAUACACAAUUAAGCAUUGAUGAAGUACAAGAAGUACUUGGUAAACUUGAAUCACCCAAUGAUCUUCUUUCAUUAUGGAAUGCAACUUAUGAAGGCGCUAUACCUAUGCGAGAUUAUUAUUCAACAUUAAUUGCUACACAAAAUCAACAGGCCAAACAGAACCGUUUAACUGAUAAAACUGAUUCAACAACAAAUAAUGAAGAACGUCGUAUCGUUGAACAAUUAUGGCAAGAAUUGAAACCACUACAUCGUUUAUUACAUGCUUAUAUAAGACAGCAAAUGAGCAAACUAUAUCCUGAACUUAUUCAACUUGAUCAACCUAUACCAGUUCAUUUAACAAAAGACAUAUUUGGUUCAAUGAUGACUUAUCUUGUAAAAGAUAUUCUACCGUUUCCUCAUCUUAAAGGAAUUGAUUUUGGUCCAGCAAUGAAACAAAAAAAUUUUACUGAAGAAAAAAUCUUUCAUUAUGCUGAUAGAUUUUUUGUUUCAUUAAAUUUAACACAAGUUCCAAAUAAUUUCUGGAAUUUAUCAAUAUUUAAGAAAAUUCCUGGUCGUCAUAUGGCUUGUCAUCCUACUGCUUUUGAUAUGUAUAAAUAUGAUGAUGUUAGGUUUCAUCGUUCACCACAUGGUGCAUUUAGUGAAGCUAUUGGUGAUGCAAUUGCAUUAACUAAAAUGUCACCAACACAUUUAAAACGUAUUGGUUUAUUGGAAAAUUAUAGUGGAUGUGACAAAACAAUAUUACUUGAACUUGGUUCGUCAAAACCUUGGGAAGAUAUAUUAGAAGAAUUUGCUGGUGUAAGAACAUUUUCUGCUAAAUCAUGUUUACGAUAUUUUAAGCCACUUCAAGAUUAUCUUGCAGAAUUAGUUGAACAAGGUCAAUUGAAAGUUGGAUGGACAUGUAAUAAUAAGAGUACUUCAAUAAGAGAAGAAUUAUUUCGAAGAAAUUUUUUAUUAUUUAUAUUUAUGAAUUUUAUUUUGUCGUUUAGUUUUUUUUAUUUGUAA